CAAAGUCUGAAAAUAAAAAAAAAGGAACGCGCAUCUUGUUUUGCCCCUAAACGACACGGUCGGACAUACCCGCCUCCUAUUCUCCUGUUCUUGCGUCUUCCUCCUUCGUUUUCUUCCCCAGUCGCGUCUGCUUCCUUCACCUAGUUCCCGUCGCCGACGACCGCCUGAAACGACGCCGCCCAGCCGAUCGUCGAUGUCCCAGCAGCCUUGCAACCCCGUUUGUUUCGUCUCAGCAGCGAUUUCUGAUUUUCGAGUUGCGUUUUCUUCCCCGGUUCGAGUCUGCUUCCUUCGCAUAGUUCCCGUCGCCGAAGACCGCCUGAAACGACGCCGUCCAGCCGAUCGCCGAUGUCCCAGCAGCCUUGUAACCCCGUUUGUUUCGUCUCAGCAGCUUUCCCAGCAUUUUCUGUGCCCUAAAGUCCAAAAUCAGAAAUCGAUAACAGGCUGUGGUGAUGGUGGUAAAAUGUAGGAAUGGUGUUUGUGUGGGUGGUGUUCGGUGGUUCAGGAAAGAGUGAAGGGGGGUAAUGUUGGAUUUGGAUUAAUGGAUAUGGUGGCUGGAUAAUGGUUGAUGGUGGGUUGUUGUAUACAAUAUUUGCAUACAGGUUGACUUGUGGUUUUGAAAGGAUUAUAAAAGCAGUUGAAGAAACAAGUAUUGAACUAUUGACAUUUGGCUAGGAAAGAAGUAUGCAGUGUAGUGUGGGGGAUAUUGUGUAAUUGUAGGUAGAUGAUUUAUAUAGAUUCAUUAUAUUUGUUGAAUGAAAGUUGAGUUUUGAAAGGAUGUAUUCAUGUAUCAACUUCUGUUGUGAAAUGUGUUUAAAUGUUUUUUGUUUGGUUUGUUG
Molecule: messenger RNA, 836 nt
Organism: Lactuca virosa
Lineage: Eukaryota; Viridiplantae; Streptophyta; Magnoliopsida; Asterales; Asteraceae
Source: the annotation of a GenBank genome assembly